GGGGAUGAGACCUGAGCUCUGCGGAAAUAUUCGUGUCCACGUCGCAGUUUCCAGGCGCAAUGCUCGACGAAGAACGUCGAAAUCAGAAAGAACAUCACAGUGACGGUACCAUGGCCACAUUGCGCCCAGUGGCGUUGCUCCCUUUCGAGCUCCUGAUCUCCAUCCUCGACCUCGCGUGUGCCCCUCCCGCGUUGCUCGACCCCAACCUAUGGCGCGGCCCGAACUCGGCCUGGUCCCAGAACCUGCGCUUCCAGAAAAGCCUGACGCUCGUCUGCAAGACCUGGAAUCCUGCCGCGAACGAGCUUCUCUACCACCAUGCCGUUAUUCGGCGCGUCGCCCAGCUGCCUCUGCUCGUAAAGACCCUCCGCAGCGACUCGACGUCCGAGCGGCCCCCGAUGGUGAAGAAGCUCAGCGUGCUCUGCUACGCGUCCAAGACGCACCGGUCUGUGCUCGACCUGUCGCUCAAGGCUGUCCUGUCGAUCUGCACGAGCAUCCGACACGUCGUGUUCAACCCGGUCCUGGACACGAGCGUGUCGUCGUUAUUCAACGCCCACCCGGACUGGACGUUCCCCGCGUUCGCCUGCGUCCCCGAGGCCUGCAGCUCCCGGAUCACGCACAUCGAGCUGGGCACGUCCGUCCCGAUCGCGUACGCCGUCCCCGAGCUCGCCCGCUUCUCGAACCUCGCCCACCUCGCCUGCGAAAUCUCCGCAUUUGCCCUCGCACCCGACGGCGGCGAGCCCUACACGUUCCCGCGCCUCGUCUCGCUCGACCUCAUAUGGCUCACCCGCGAGCGGCGCGACAUCGUCGGCACCUUCCGUUCCAUCGCCGUGGGCCUGCGCCUGCCCGCGCUGCGGCGCCUCGCGCUCAGCGCACCGUACUGGGGGCGCGGGAGCGCGGGCGCGUGCUUCGCGGCGUUCCUCGAGACGCACGGCGCGCGCCUGCGCUACCUCGCGGUCGUCGUCGCGACGUACCUGCACGAGUUCGCGUUCAGCGACGUGCAGGCGCUGACGAACGCGUGCCCCGAGCUCGAGCACCUCGUGGUGCCGCAUGUGGAGGAGCUGGAGGGCCUCGUGCACCCCAGGGUGGUGUGGCUCGAUGUGUGGUCGGCCGUGCGCGGGUUCGAGCCGGCGGACGCGGACGGGCUGCUUGCGGAGAAGUACGCGGGCAUGCCGAGGCUGCGCGGGGUGCGUGUGCUCGAUUUUGCGCUGUGUUCGCUGUAUGGGCUGGGUCUGCCGCUGCUCAUCGAGCCCGAGUUGUGCGCAGGGUUCGGGGACGAGGACGAGGCGGAGGUGUCUUGGGAGUACCCUGGUAUGUUAAUCUGUGCGAGGAAGUACUUUGUCUUUCAGCCCGACAUGGACGAGGGGCUCCCGGCGUACGGAAGGAUGAUGCUCGACGACCCGGAGCUCUGGGAGGAUUGGGACGAGGAGCGGCUCGCGGAGAUCUUGGAAGACGACAACGUGUCGGUGUAUACGGACGACAGCGACUUUGAGGACACGGACGACGAGGGCUACUUAUACGAUACGGGGUCGGAGUCGAGCGAGGCGUCGGAGUACGUGCCAUCUGAAAGCGAAGACUCCGAUGUCCAUGAGGACGCGAUGGAGUUGGAAAGCCUGGUGGAUGCUAUGCAGAUCUGAGCCUCCUCUGUGUCCUUACACUGUCCUUCUUCACUACUCAGUCCUUGAUUUGCCUUCACACGCUGGAUACUUUUAAGAGAUUUAAGUCGGAGACAAUGACGCUAGAUAGGGGUUUGCAGACAUGGCGGAGGCAAUAGUUGAUCAAAUCACAACUUGUCUUGUUUCCCC
This is a messenger RNA of Coniophora puteana RWD-64-598 SS2, 1802 nucleotides long. RefSeq lists its product as uncharacterized. Lineage: Eukaryota; Fungi; Basidiomycota; Agaricomycetes; Boletales; Coniophoraceae. Bases 60 to 1634 code for a protein of 524 amino acids. The transcript has 2 exons. The record is from RefSeq and is a predicted model, not a curated record.